AUGAGAAACACAUUCCUCUUCCUGUCCACUUUCAGAGGACGUAUGUAUGCCACACUUGGUCCAAACUGCACCACAGGGGCAGUUUCCAGCUAUGAAUGCAGUUCUCUGACAAGUAUAACCAUUGAAGGACCCCUGCGAAGAAAAACACUGCUGAAGGAGGGGAAAAAACCCACUCUCUCAUCCUGGAAGCGCUACUGGAUUGUCCUGUCUGGCUCCAUUCUCAUCUAUUUUGGUUCUAAAGCUCUAAGAGCAAAUGAGCGAAGACAUUAUAAAUCCAGGCCAUGUAAAAAGAUCACGCUCACAGGUUGGAUGGUGGUUCUUCCAGAAAACCCUGAACAUCCAAACAUUUUCCAGCUCACUGAUCCUGAAAGAGGUAAUGUUUACAAGUUACAGACUGGAUCACGUUUCAGUGCCAUUAUCUGGCACAGACAUUUAGCCGAGGCGUGCAGGAGUACAAGACCACAGAUACCAGCGAACCUCAUGUCCUUUGAAUAGCUGCUUUUUGGGAAUUGGAAUACAGAUGAAGGCAAUACACUUAAUGGAGAGCGACAUUGCAGAAGAGUUUAUGCGAGGAGCCAGCAUGUUGGACCUAAAAUAGUGUCAUAAAUGUGGCAGCUCUAUCUGUUGAAACAGUCCAAAAAUAUUUCAGAUAUUGUAGAUACAGCUGCACUGAGAGAGGAUGGUUUUGUGUCUUCAGUUUAGUGAUAAUACUUUACAAUAAGGCUCAAUUUGUUAACAUGAGAAAAGGAAUAGUUCACUCAAGAAUGAAAUAUGUACACCCUUAGGCCAGUCUAAGAUUUACAGUAGAUAAGUUUGGUUCUUUAGAACAGAUUUGGAAAAAUUAGCAUCACAUCACUUUUUCAGCAAUGCAUUCUCUGUAAUGAAUGGGUGCUGCUUCUGGCCAAAAUACCAGUUUAUAAUCCAUAAUAACACUCCCUUCAGUGAAAAUGUCCUUCCCAUGUUUAGAAAUGUAAACAGCGCUUGAUCUAAGCAUAGUUCUAUUCUGAUUCAGAAUGCUUCACUGAAAAAGCAAUUUCAUGGCUAGAGGACUCAUAUUUUAGCUGGAAGAAAGUUAAUGUUUGUUUAGAAACGUCUCAGAUUACGAAUGUAACCAUGGUUCCCUAAUUAGGGAACGAGACACUGCAUCCUCUAGGGGUUGCUAUGGGGAACACCUCGUCGUGACCCGUGUCUGAAGCAUACAUUGAAAAAACACCAAUGAGUUGGCUGGGGACAACCUCUGUCGUCAUUACUGGCGCGACUAAAAAUAGGCACAGGGAGAACACGUCAUUCACUUCUUCGUCUGAAGCUU
Messenger RNA from Carassius carassius (crucian carp), 1309 nucleotides. RefSeq names its product ras-specific guanine nucleotide-releasing factor RalGPS1-like. Lineage: Eukaryota; Metazoa; Chordata; Actinopteri; Cypriniformes; Cyprinidae. The record is from RefSeq and is a predicted model, not a curated record. Bases 1 to 495 code for a protein of 164 amino acids. The transcript has 6 exons.